Messenger RNA from Cylicocyclus nassatus, 543 nucleotides. The record is from the annotation of a GenBank genome assembly. Lineage: Eukaryota; Metazoa; Nematoda; Chromadorea; Rhabditida; Strongylidae.
AUGAUUCGCAGUUUCAGCACAACCAAAAACAAGGACAUCAUGAUGAUGAAAGCGGCAGUCCUUAUGACAUUUAUUCUCGUAUCAGAAGCUUCCACUUGCGAAAAAUUUGUCAAAUUCGGAGAUGUCUGUUAUAUGAAGUCGUGCUAUGAGCUUACAUUUGAGAGGGCAGAGAUGGCUUGCAUAGAAGACGAUGCAUUUUUAACCACUAUCGAAAACGAACAAGAGUUUCUUCGCGUUGCUGGUUUGGUGAAAGGUGACAAGAAAAUGCAGGUAUGGAUUGGUUUAGCCAAAAAAGAACGAGAAUGGCAAUGGGUAAAUGGACUUACUCUUGACAAAAAGGAAUUCACAGCCGAGCGUCUGGCUAAGUGGGAGAAAAGAGGAAAUUGUGCCUAUCUGAGAACUUCGCCAAAUGGGAGAAAAAAGCUUGGAGGAGCCAAUUGCAACCGAACCUCCUUCUAUAUAUGCAAAAGCUUAUAUUGUUCAUGAUAACUGUGAUUGUGCCAUCAGGAGAAAAAAACGGGAUGAAGAUGAAAUUAUCUACAC